GACGUCACAGCGCGUUCCAUGUGCUUCUGUUAUGACCGUUGGAGAUGAUGCGUCCAGGCAUAUCAGUGACCAAAGUCUGACUCCUUGCUUCUGAAGAAACCCACAACACAUCGCAGAAAUAAACAUGGAUUCCACAUGACUUUCAACAUCCAAGUAACGUUGGGAAUUGCCAUGACGCAGUCGGUUGUUGUCCAAGUUGGCCAGUGUGGAAACCAGAUUGGUUGUCGGUUUUGGGAUCUUGCUUUGCGAGAGUAUGCCCAGUUCAACAAGAGUGCCUUAUAUGACGACGCCGUUGGUACAUUUUUCCGUAAUGUGGACUCAAGUGAUGGAACUCAUCUGGCUGGUGGUGGAAGAAUACAACUGCUGAAAGCUAGGGCAGUGCUGGUGGACAUGGAGGAAGGUGUGGUCAGUGAGAUCCUUCAGGGCCCUUUGAGAGAUGUGUUCCACAGCACUCAGCUUCUCACAGAUGUGUCAGGUGCAGGCAACAACUGGGCCGUUGGACACAUGACGUAUGGCUCAAUCUACAGAGACAAGAUAGUGGACAAGCUGAGAAAAGCAGCAGAACAAUGUGACUGUCUGCAGUCCUUUUUUCUUCUCAACUCUAUGGGAGGAGGUACAGGUUCCGGGCUAGGGACCAAAGUGCUCUCCCUUCUCAAGGAUGAAUUCCCUGGAGUGUGUCGUAUUGUCACCCCCGUCUACCCGUCCAUAGAGGACGAUGUCAUCAUAUCCCCCUACAACAGCAUCCUGGCUAUGAGAGAGCUCACAGAGAACGCAGACUGUGUCCUGCCUGUUGAAAAUCAGGCACUGAUUGACAUUUUGAACAAGAUCACACAUACGUGCCAUGGCCAACAGUCCAGGUCCAUCCCAAAAGGCGACGUCCUAGUCCCAAGAAAGGAUGGGCUGACAGGGUCCGAGAGGCCUUUUGAUGCCAUGAAUAACAUUGUGGCUAAAAUGUUGCUGGACAUUACCAGUUCAGCACGUUUUGGGGGUACACUAAACAUGGAUCUGAAUGAAAUCCCAAUGAACUUGGUUCCUUUCCCUGGAUUACACUACCUGGUGCCAAGCCUUAGUCCGCUCUACUCGGAUGUCAGUGGUCCUGCCAGAAGCCUGGACCAGAUGUUCACAGAUGUGUUCAGUAAAGGCCAUCAGUUGCUGAAAGUAGACUUAAUGCACAGUCGCCACCUUGCCUGUGCCCUCAUGCUGCGAGGGAAUGUUCAUGUGUCUGACCUGCGCAGGAACAUUGACAGGAUGAAGCCUCGAUUACCUUUUGUGUCCUGGAAGCAAGAAGGCUGGAAGACCAGUCUUUGUUCUGUUCCCCCUGUAGGACUCAGCCAAUCCCUGCUGGCCUUGUCCAACACCUGCGCUAUAAAGUCCACUUUUGUAGAGCUGAGAGAACGCUUCACCAAGCUUUACAAGAAGAAGGCACACCUGCAUCAUUACCUGCAAGUAGACGGGAUGGAGGCCAGCUUGUUCUCAGAGGCCAUCACUUCCCUCAACUCUCUGAUAGACGAGUAUCAACAUCUGGACUCAGCAACAUUCUUACCUGACCCACCAAGACUUAACAUCGCUCAAUAAAAGAAAGCAAACCAUUCCAAACAACAAUGCAUUCAUUCACACUUGUCAACAAUUGGAAUGUACCUCUGUUGAAAUCCACCAUUUGUCAUUAAAAAUAUCAUUUGA
Messenger RNA from Nerophis lumbriciformis (worm pipefish), 1680 nucleotides. It is a transcript of the gene tube1, whose product is annotated as tubulin, epsilon 1. The record is from RefSeq and is a predicted model, not a curated record. NCBI's taxonomy places the organism in Eukaryota, Metazoa, Chordata, Actinopteri, Syngnathiformes, Syngnathidae. Gene Ontology annotation, biological process: microtubule-based process. Gene Ontology annotation, cellular component: microtubule. Gene Ontology annotation, molecular function: GTP binding.